UUAUCAGUUAAAAAAAAGAGAAAAAUAUCUCUGAACUAAACAUCCAGGUAGAUAAUAAGGUAGAGAGAUACAAUGGAAACUUGAAACUGAGUCUACCGAUUUACUAAAUGUUUACCAGUCGUUAAGAAAAACAAUUUGUUUUAGGAGCUAACUGUCUCACAAGAAGGAAAUGCGCGCAAAACGUCCCAUUUUUUCUAUUGAAUAUGAUAUGUAUUUUAUUCUAAGCAUAGUUAUAGUGAGUAUCAUCCUUAUUCAGCAAAAUUCUGCACACAUUAUUCAAUUAUCCACUGUUCAAGAUAAAUUUAACAACGUAACUUGUGAUACAAUAAAUGACUGCUCUGCUUACAAUGGAUCUAUCUGCAAUAGUUUUGGGUUAUGUGAUUGUCCUCAGGAUAAAUCAAUAUUUGUGAACCUCACACUUCAAGGUUAUUGCUUAGAAUCAUUCAACCUGACUGGAAGUAAUUGCACUUUUGAUCAACAAUGUUUUUAUAGUCAGGGAGCAUGCAGGGAACAGAUAUGCCUUUGUAACGACGAAUUUGAAGCAGUUGAUGGAUCUUGUAUAAAAAAAAAGAAUAUCAUAAUACCUAUAGCAGUAGCUUGUGUGAUUGCAAUAUCUUUAAUCAGUACUCUAUGCGUAUACUUUUGGAUGUCAAGAAAACAGAAAAGUAAAAUGUGAAGACUUCAUAACUUCCGGAUAUUUGAAUAAAAAAUGACUUUUGCUCACUUUUCUUUCUCAAUAAGUAGGGUGGCCAUAAACACUCAGGGGAAAAAAAAUCCCCGACUCUUGUAACCGAUGGCAUAAAUUAUAUUUGAUUUUAUUUAUUAAUUUUCAAGUUCUUUUUCACUUAUAUAAAACAUAUUACAGGACACUUUUACCUGCUAUUGUACUUAAAAAUAUGGUAAACUCCCGAUUAUCCGCUGGCGGAUCAUUCACACUUUUUUUGGCAAUGAUAAAGAACAUAGCAUUUAGAAUUGAAAAAUAAAUUAAUUCAUAGAGAUGGAACUAUUUAAAGAAUUUUGAGAACAACUCACAAGCAAACAUUCAUGUUCGUAGCCCAAGUGUUAACAAUUAAUCAAAUAUUGGGUCGGCAUGAAAACAUUGCAGCUUCAAGUGUACCUGAGUAAUAAGGAACACUGAAAGGGUGAAAAUGGCGAGACAUUCAUAAACAGCAAGACAAUGUAAGCCUAGAAUUGCAGCUGUCGAACUACAAAUGCAGGAUGAAGUUCAAAUUUCAAUGAAUAGAUUCAGCACCCAUCAAUGCAGUUUCUUCUCCUGGAUCGUAUUGUUAUUAUUCAAAGCAAUUAUAAUGGUAGCAAGUAAAAAAAAUUUAGUUUUCUCCAUCUUGCCUUCAUAUGAUGAAUGGGAGUCACGGUCAUUUAUUUUGUCAACAUGUAAGGCAUUCUUGGAACUCUUAUCAGUUUUAAAAUUGAUAGUUAAAAAAUGUGGGUGGUCCUCACACAACACAUAUUCUCCUGAAGAACACAUAUUCUUCCUGACUAAAUGAAGUAGGGCUUUGAAUAAUUUAUGGGCCAUAUGCAUGAUUUCAGAAUAGUUGUCAGUUGCUUAUCUUUAGUUUUGGUACUGAUUAGAGUUUCUAAAAGACAUGUAUUCACCUUAAGUUUUAACAGAUAUUUAAAUUUAUAUUUAAAAAAAUUGAUUACGUGUACUUUUUUUAAGCGGUUUGCUGAUUACCUGCGAAUUUACUUAUUCUCGCUUUGUGAGACACUCAAUUCCGCGGAUAAUCGGGAUAACUUAUUACGCGAAGGAGCUAAAAACAUAUUACGUGAAAGGAAACAAUAAAAUGUUUAAUGGACGACAUACUUCGUUUUUCUUUAAGAGCAAAAGUAAUUGGUAGUUCAUUUAAGGAAACAUUUGUUGGCAGUUAGUUAUAUGUUUAUGAAGAAAUACUGUUUUCUUAACAUUAAAGACAAAUAUUUUUGAUAGUGCAAUGCUUUCUAAUAAAUCACUUUUUGCUAAAAUUAAAAAUUGAUCAAAUUUGUCCGUAAUUUAAUAAAUUUAAAUAUAUUUAUGAGUUAAAUAAACUUUUAUUAAGAUGUCUAUCUAUUAAUUCCAAGUUCUCCAAUAUAUCCAAGUUCUGAAAAUUACUUCAAGAAAGUGUAACUAUUCUUUGGGAAUACUCAUAUUAAGCUCAACCCAUAUUUCCCAGUUUUACCUAAUUUCAGUGUUGUGUGGUGACCCUGGUUUCAUAUAGAGCAUGAAGAUCUGAAUCUUUUGAAAGAUGCUAAGUGUUUGGAGAGUGGCUAAAAUUUGAAUUCUAACAUAAGUCAAAUUUCUCCCAUUUUUAGAAGUUGCGAUUUGACGACAAAUCAAUACAAUUACGUUGAUGCAAUUUCUGUUAAUUGUACAUAUAAUGUAUCAGUACAAACCAAUAAUCCAAAAAGAUAUUCUUCGAAAUCUUUAUAAAUAGAAACAAAUAUAAAAAUUCAUCACUUUUAAAAUCAAACAUUUGAGGACAGUUGCCAAACAGAGGGACAGUUGAAGGAAACUCCGAGAGAAGAUCGGUGAAGAAGAAUGUAAAAAUUGCACCGAUCUACAUUGGAAAUGAGGAUGCAACAAAGUUCCAAAGCAACAAACGAUAUAUUAUAUAUCUAUAUUUCUUUUUUUUACAAUUCUUUUGCACUGUGCGAAAAUAGGCAAUUGAAACCGAAAUUUAUUUUAUACUAAUAUUUUAUUAAAAAAAAUUCGUUUCCGGGAACAUUUUACAUUGGCGUUCUGAUUUAGCCAUUUUUAUAUUAAAAGAAUCUUAAUAUUUUUAACUUUGUAAUUUAGAGCGAAGAUUUUUUCAAUAUAACAGGUAGUAAACAUAGUUUUUGAUAAGCUAUUUUAUUUAAGCUGCUGUAAUUGAAACAAGAUUAUUUCGCGAAAUUUAAAACUUGAUCAAUAUAAUGACAAUUCACAAAAUUGCGGUACUUAAUGUAGAAUAACCCAGAAUGAAAUAUAUUUUAUCAUUACUACUAAUUUUCUCUUCUGCAGAGUUACCCUUUGCAUUCUUGAUCAUCAAUUUUCUCAUAUGCAUAGUUCACAGUAGUAAUUUUUUAUUUAUUUGAAGAUUAUUUUUUUAUUUAAUUGAUAUUUUUUUUUGAAGAAAAUAUCAAGAUACAGAUUUUGAUAUUUAUUUGAAGCCAUGUAAUGUACUGAACAAGUUGCAAGACUAAUGUUGGUAAUUAAGUGGUUUAUCAGGCUCAUGCUAUGUAUGAAUCACGUGAUGUAACGAGAAACAUGUUUAUAGUACUAAGUAUAGAGUGUGUUAACAUAUUAAAGAAAAUGAAAAGUCA
This is a messenger RNA of Parasteatoda tepidariorum (common house spider), 3297 nucleotides long. RefSeq lists its product as uncharacterized. The record is from RefSeq and is a predicted model, not a curated record. NCBI's taxonomy places the organism in Eukaryota, Metazoa, Arthropoda, Arachnida, Araneae, Theridiidae.